GCAUUUUGUAAACUUCCGGUAAUGGUCGCUGAAGAAAGAAAAUAUUAAGAUAUUUUUUAAAAUCGGUUAAAAUUAUUGUAUAUUGCUACAUCUUCAUGUGUAUAUGAGUCUAGAUUUGAUUUAGCCUAAAACAGAUGGUUUAUUGUGGGUUUGGAACUAAAGAAGAUAUUUAACAGUAAUGUUUAUAGUAUAAGAUAUCAUUAGAAUAUACAAACAGCAGAAUGUCUCUGUAUGAUGAUCUGGAUAUGGAAUCUGGAGGAACCAAACCAGUUGCUGCUGGAUGGUCCUCCGGUUUUAAGUUAAUGCAGUCACAACUACAUGUACAGGCCAAGAAAGCUAAUGUACAGUCUGGUAAUAAGAAGGGACGACAGAGUAACACGUUAGCACCAGUUGUUGAUCUCAAGAAGAGCAUGGAUACGGAUGAUGGUCUUCAUUUUAAUUUACUCACAGGAAGGCUUGAAAGAAUGGCUGGUCCGACAGUGGCUAGUUUGCCCUUUAUUCCCAACGAACCAGUCCCAUCACUAACAGGUGUUGCUGACGAAUAUAAUCCACUUCGACCAAACGAUUAUGAAGAUGUUGUCAAAAAGAAGAGAGAUCAGAAAAAUAAAGAACGAGCUGCUGAAAGGAAGAACGAGUCCAAGCGUCGACAUUCCGAGCGAGACAGAGAUCGUGAUCGAGAUAAAGACAAGGGCAGAGAUCGUGAUCAGGACCGAAGGGAGAGAGAUCGAGAGAGGGAUCGAGAAAGAGAGCGGGAUCGGGAGCGUGACAGGAGUAAUCGAGAUGAUAACCGAGAGAAUGAGUCCGAGAUGGAUCGAUCUCGAAGGAGACGAGAAGAGAACGAGGAUGAUUAUGAAAAACCUAAACGAGCUUCCGCAUCCGGAGCAGCCAUUGCACCUCCACCAUCGUUAGUUCAAGAGGAACCAGAACCAGAAGCAGAUCGCAGUGCAUCACCACCAGUCAACAUGGCCGCUUCCAUGGGAAUAAGCAACUCUGUGGCCUCUCGAAUCAUGGCUAAAUAUGGUUAUAAGGAAGGUCAAGGUCUCGGAAAGAAGGAACAAGGAAUGAGUACGGCUCUUUACGUCGAGAAGACGAGUAAACGUGGUGGAAAAAUUAUACAUGAAAAAGAUAUUCCGAAAGAUGCACCGAAAGAUUUGGCACCUAACACUAAUUUAUUACGGAAUCCAUCUAAGGUGAUUUUAUUGAGGAAUAUGGUUGGACCAGGAGAAGUAGAUGAAGAUUUAGAACCAGAAACAGCAGAAGAAUGUACCAAAUAUGGAAAAGUUGUCAAAUGUGUAAUAUACGAGAUGCAAGGAGCAGAAGAUGAUGAGGCUGUAAGAAUUUUUGUAGAAUUUGAAAGAAUGGAAUCUGCUAUAAAGGCCAUUGUUGAUUUAAACGGGCGUUUUUUUGGAGGAAGAACAGUGAAAGGAGGUUUUUAUAAUUUGGAUAAGUUUCGAAGAUUUGAUUUAGCGGAUCUGACUGAUUGAUAAACUGACAACAUUUUAUAAAAUUAUUACAAAGUAUUGACUCGUAGCUUUUAUUGCUGAUAUUAAGAUUAAAAUAUGAUCGUUCAAGCUCAUGUCUCGUGGUUAAGAUAAUGUAAUGUGAAUGGAGCAGGGUUUUUUUCUUAUGGAACUAGAAGAUAUUUUUAUGUUUGGAACUGGAAGAUAUUUCUACAAUCAAAACUGGAUGUUAUUUCUAUUAUAAGAAGAAUGCGAAGAUAUUUAAACAAUUAAAAGAACUGGAUGUUAUUUCUACAGUUAAAACUGGAAGAUAUUUCUACAGCUAAAACUGGAAGAUAUUUCUACUUAAUGAUCUUGUCAUGUUAAGAAAAAAAAGGAAAGAAAGAAAUUUAAAA
Patella vulgata (common limpet) is the source of this 1855-nucleotide messenger RNA. RefSeq names its product splicing factor 45. The coding region runs from base 222 to 1484 and encodes 420 amino acids. Gene Ontology annotation, molecular function: RNA binding. The transcript has 14 exons. NCBI's taxonomy places the organism in Eukaryota, Metazoa, Mollusca, Gastropoda, Patellidae. Gene Ontology annotation, biological process: alternative mRNA splicing, via spliceosome; mRNA cis splicing, via spliceosome. The record is from RefSeq and is a predicted model, not a curated record. Gene Ontology annotation, cellular component: precatalytic spliceosome.